Orbicella faveolata is the source of this 1585-nucleotide messenger RNA. RefSeq lists its product as uncharacterized. The record is from RefSeq and is a predicted model, not a curated record. NCBI's taxonomy places the organism in Eukaryota, Metazoa, Cnidaria, Anthozoa, Scleractinia, Merulinidae.
UUUUAAACCAAUCACAAUCGAGGAAAUUGUAAUUUUUAUGAUUAACUAUGCUGAUAAAUAUCGACAGCAAAGACCCAUGUGUUUUGCUUUGCACCACACUUAUGACAUGCUGAACAUUUCAUCUUCCUCGUGAUACAAUUGACUUAUGAUCUUGUCAGCUGAUAUGUGCCAUCAAACCCAGGCAAACAGUCUAUUACUAAAGCAAAGCAUAGCUGUCAAAUCUACUGAACUCACGUUACUUUUCGCGCUUCCCUCCUCUCUAUAAGCUCUAACCCGACAAUUAGGUUUUUAUUGCGUGACAUGCUCAGGGUGAACUAACUAGAAAGUUGAAAUUCUGGCGAAUAAGCUCACAUCUAGCGAAUUUGGUAGCGCGGUUUUGCUAGCUAUGUUGUAAUCUUUUUCUUCUUAGUAGCCUUGUGUACUUAGUGUCUUUUACCGGCUUUUUCAUCCUAGUACCUCCAGAGAUUCUUGCACGUUGGCAUUUGGUUUUGGAAGUUUAUAAACAAAUGGUUGUCAACAUUCCAUGCAUUCGUUGUCGUAUUGAUUAAUUGCAUAUGUAAUCAUUGUUAUGGCUGCACAGGUCUGCCUCAUGAUCCACAGACUACUUUGUCAAUGUUAUAAUACGAUUCACAGUCAAUAAGAGGACACGCAUAGCUUUUUGUAACAACAAAAAGCGAAAAUGGUCAAGGGUAGACUAGUGAAUCUUUCAGACAGGACAUACUAUUAAGUAAAAGUAUGACGGACUAGAAACAAGAUUUCCAGUAUUUUGAAAAGAGCGAAAGCGACAGACUUCCGUUAACUGAAUUCCGCCUCAAACAUUGACUAUUGAAACAGUAUAAUUUAGUUUCAUAUGAAGGUAAUGUUUUAUGACUCUGAUGAUUCUGUAUUUAAACAGUUCCCAUUAAGAUAUCACUUGUCGCUUUAAUUUUAUAUCAGUAGCUCGAUAUGCGUAACACCCAGUAAACAGAUGUAAAAGGUUUUAGACUGUGGACGUCAUCUUCGUGCCUCUCAAUGAGAAAUUAUAUGAUACAGGGUCAUGUUAAGACCAUUAGAUAUGCAGAAUGUAUGCUAAUGUGCAUAACUAUUUUUUGCCAUUUUACUUUUUUCCUCAGAUUGUUUGAAGUAUGAUAGUAUUAGGGUUCGUGUAUCUCAAACACUGCUCUCACUGGUGAGAGGAGAGCGUCAAGGAGAAUUUGUCGACAGGAUGGCCAUUAAAAAUGCAUCUGAAACGUUACUGGCACUGGGACCUGAUUCCAGAAGUGUUUAUGAAGGCUAUUUUGAAAAACCCUUCCUUGACGAGUCUGCAGCAUUCUUCAAAUUGGAAAGUCAGAUUUUACUUGCAGAAAACAAUGCAUCAGUGUACCUUCAGAAGGUCGAAACCAGGAUUCAGGAGGAGGCAGAACGCGCGCGAUAUUUUCUGGAUCCCAGCACAGAGAAAAAAAUUGUAGAGAUUGUUCAAAAGGAGCUGACUUUCUAUAACAUGAAGACAGUGAUUGAAAUGGAAAAUUCUGGUGUUAAUCAUAUGCUUAAACACAACAAAAUAGAAGGUUUGUUUAGAUUCAGAGAGUUGUUUCCANUUCUAUAA